CUUGAUCAAACAUAAGCUUGUCUUAGUCUCUUAGAGAAAAAAAAGAAAAACAUUUGAUUAAGUAAUGGCCACCAAGAAGUUUACUGGACCUUCUCCUUACACAUUGAAAGCUACGUAUCCAGAAGUUGACUUCCUGCAUACCCAAUACAUCAAUAAUGUUGCUCCAAGUAGCAAAACAGAAGCAAAACCUGUUGUUGGAGCUAUUUUUGGCCUUGGGCGCGCUGGUUCUAUUCACUUAAGUAAUAUAAUAAAUAAUCCUCGAAUUAUUUUAAAGUAUAUAGUCGAUGAUCGUCCAGAAAGUUUUAAUGAUCUUAAAAAGCACUGGAAAUUAAACGAUGAUGUUACAUUUCUUACUUCAAGACAUAAAGAUAUCGUGUACAGCGAUAAAUCUAUAAAUGUAGUUUUUAUUGGAUCACCAACUUACACUCAUCACGAAAUCGUUGUAAAUUCAAUUGCUAAUAAUAAAGAUAUCUUUUGCGAAAAACCGAUCGCUGAGAGUAUCGAAGAUACGAAGAAAUGUUAUGAAGCCGCUAAGGCUAAGGGCCGUAUUCUGUUUGCUGCAUUUAAUCGCCGCUUUGACCCAGCUUACAGAGCGUUGAAAGAUAGAGUCAGGAAAGGAGAAGUAGGUCACGUGCAGAUUCUUAAGGUAACAGCUAGAGAUUCACCACUCCCUACCAUUGAUUAUUUGAAAACUUCAGGUGGUGUUUUCCACGACUGCUUGGUUCACGAUUUCGAUAUGUCUUGUUGGGUCCUCGGUGAGCUACCGGUUCGUGUACAAGCAACUGCUUCAGCUUUAAUCCCAGAGGUGAAGGCUAUCGAUGACUUUGACACAAUUGCUUUUCUCCUUACUUUUCCUUCUGGUGCCAUUGCUAUCGGUGAUAAUAGUCGUUACAGCGCCUACGGAUAUGACCAAAGACUCGAAGUUUUUGGAAAAAAUGGUAUGAUAAAGGUGGAAAACGAGAGGCCAUCUCAUUCGACGGAAAUGUACAUUGGACAGACUGGGGUUAUGCUGAACCCUAUAUACUAUUCCUUUCCAUCACGUUUCAAUGUUGCUUAUCGACGUGAGAUUGAACAUUUCCUGGACGUUGUACAAUAUGGAGUUACGCCGGACGUGGCUAGUUGGCAGACUCUCGCAGUGAGCAAGAUUGCGACGGCAGCUGAGGAGAGUGCUCGCACUGGAAAGACUGUUGAAAUUGAUUGGAGCGAAGACCAUAUUCCCGCUGUCUACUCAUAAAAAACUUUAUACUGGAGUAAUAAUUAUUAUUUGUUCAUGUUAAUUUAUAGUAAUAGUAGUUUUCAAAUAAACAUUUUAUAACA
This is a messenger RNA of Melitaea cinxia (Glanville fritillary), 1317 nucleotides long. RefSeq lists its product as uncharacterized. Gene Ontology annotation, cellular component: cytoplasm. Lineage: Eukaryota; Metazoa; Arthropoda; Insecta; Lepidoptera; Nymphalidae. The record is from RefSeq and is a predicted model, not a curated record. The transcript is spliced from 7 exons. Bases 65 to 1234 code for a protein of 389 amino acids. Gene Ontology annotation, biological process: NADPH regeneration. Gene Ontology annotation, molecular function: nucleotide binding; oxidoreductase activity.